Molecule: messenger RNA, 918 nt
Organism: Lingula anatina
Lineage: Eukaryota; Metazoa; Brachiopoda; Lingulata; Lingulida; Lingulidae
Product: H2.0-like homeobox protein
Biological process (GO): regulation of DNA-templated transcription
Molecular function (GO): DNA-binding transcription factor activity, RNA polymerase II-specific; sequence-specific DNA binding
Source: RefSeq, a predicted model, not a curated record
AUGUGCAAAGCAGCCAUGGAUCAACGAUCGUUUCCUCGCCUAUGGCCAUCGUUUGGACACGAUAUGACCGGUACAACUUGCAGUUCAAGUCUUAAUUUCAAUUUCGUAAAUGGAAUCAAAGAUGGGCUCGAUGUUCGGAGAAAUCAUUUCGUUCAAACCAACGAGCUGGGAUUAGAAAAACAGCUGAACGAAAAGCGCUGCUUGAAAGAAUCUUUUGCGGUUUCUCGAGACAUGAAAGGGUUCGGAAACAUCCCUCCAUCCCUUAUGCCUUUGUUGCUGUAUUCAGGUUACAACUGGACGACACAGGCGACUGUGGGAAUACGAAGCAGAGAUCUAAAAUUUGGAAUAGACAGGAUUGUUUUUAAUGAGAGUGGCGGUGAGCCCACCUUUAAGGCCGACCAUUUUCACCCAGGCAAAGCCCUAUACAACCAGCAUUAUUUUUUGCCGCCGGAGAAAUGGGUAGCCGGUGGCAGGGAAUCGGUCAUGGCGUCACCCUAUACGUUUCCUUUAUCCGAUCAAGUUGGAUCGCGUCAACGAAUAUUUGACACAAAAUGCUUUGGACCUUCAGUUUUUCCAGGUCCAUACUCGGUAAUAGGGAGGCAUACGGACCCUUUCGCCAUUGCGGCUACCUCUGGGAGGAGAAAACGCUCGUGGACACGGGCUGUAUUUUCCUCUCUCCAGAGAAAGGGCUUGGAAAAACGCUUCGAGCUACAGAAAUACGUCUCGAAGAACGACCGCCGGCAAAUAGCAGCAAUGCUUGGACUUACCGACGCACAGGUUAAAGUUUGGUUUCAAAAUCGCCGAAUGAAAUGGAGACAAGCAAAAGAAAAAGAGGAGCGUCAUUUAGAAAAGAACGAAACCGAAACAACAAAAGACGACGGAGGAAAAAUUCCUAUUUCUCAGAGCCUGUCCUCUUAA